GAUUGGAAAAAAGAUUAGAACAAAUUGAAGCUCACUUAGCCAAAUUUGCCAGAAAAGAUACCAAAGGCGCCAAAACACCUCAGCGUCAACGCUCGGAUGGUCAUUCUAAUAAGUCCUUAAACUCCAAAAUUAAUAAUGGAUCCAAGCCUUAUAAGGUAAAUCAGGAUAAUAAUUCACCAUCUACCUGUAAUGUCUCAUCAGAGAAAGGUAGUCAAGGCAGGAUUGGCCCAAUGGCCAAUGGAUCUAAUGGAU
Messenger RNA from Funneliformis geosporum, 252 nucleotides. The record is from the annotation of a GenBank genome assembly. NCBI's taxonomy places the organism in Eukaryota, Fungi, Glomeromycota, Glomeromycetes, Glomerales, Glomeraceae.